This is a messenger RNA of Amphimedon queenslandica, 2314 nucleotides long. RefSeq lists its product as uncharacterized. Gene Ontology annotation, biological process: signal transduction. The transcript is spliced from 14 exons. Gene Ontology annotation, molecular function: protein binding. The coding region runs from base 959 to 2254 and encodes 431 amino acids. Lineage: Eukaryota; Metazoa; Porifera; Demospongiae; Haplosclerida; Niphatidae. The record is from RefSeq and is a predicted model, not a curated record.
CUGCUGAUGAGCAUGCAAGAAUGUCUCAGUCGGAGGAGUCUAUGCAUUGAUCCAGAGUAUAAUGUACUGUGGAGCUUUGAUGAGAGCAGCUUUGAAAUAAUUAUGUUGUUUUAAUCCUGUAGCAGCUAAAGUUAAAGUGUUUGUCUUUGUUGGAGUUGGUCACAUUGGGUGCUAUCUGUGCUGGAUCACUACUCUUUGAGGACUUGAAACUUUGCUACAUUGAUGAGUUGUCAGUUAGUGCUGAUCCUAAUGACUUGCUGUCAUGAGAGCAGCUGCUAAUCAACAGGAGGGAGGCAAUCAAGGUAAUGGACAUUGUCCUAUACACUGUACCAGACUACCAGUACAUGAAACUAUCACUGGGUUCAAGUGGAUGGGUAACUUAAGCCACACCUUCCUUGAGAAAGGAUCAGAGGAGCUAGGUUAUUCAUGUUUGGUACUACAGUACUGGAUAAAGAUGAAGUGAGUGGAGCUACUGUGACUGGAGAAAUGGCCACCUACCUUUACUCUAAUGGACAGACAUUCUCUUCACUGUUGAAAGACAUUUAAAAUGUGGUCGAGUUGUCUCAAGCAAUUCUUAUUUUAUGUCACUCAAAAGAAACAAUAAAAGAAUGAACUCUUUGAUGGACUGAGAAAAGAUGGACAAUAUCCCAGUACUUGUGGUCCAGCUGGUGUUACUAGUGUAUGUGAUAUUACUGUUGGGUAUGACAGUACUAGACCUCCUCACUAUAAACCAUAUUACAAACAGGUACCAGUUGAUCCUGGUAGUAAAGAUGACCAUGUUCUUUUUGGAUAAUAAGUAUCAGUUUACUUUCAGGGACUGAACCAAUGAUCAAGCUGCUGAAGCCGGUAUUAUGUAAUAUGUAUACAUGUUCAGAGCUCCAGGAGUACAAUAUUAGAGGAAAUGAAAGAAUUUAUUUUUGUGGGUAAAUAGUUUGUUGUGUGGGAGUGAACUGUCAAGAUGGCCACUGGUAGAUCAGGAAGAGAUACUGAAUAUGAAGGAUGGUUAUUAUAUGAGGAGAAAGGUUUAAAUGAAUAUGUAGCAACAUUUACUGUAACUAAAGAUACAGACACACUUCAUAAUUAUAGGGGAAAGAAGCGUCCUGAAGCUAAGAUAGAUCAACAUAUGUCUUUUACAUUUGUCGAGCAAGAUUCCACACUUACAUCAAGAGGUGAUUAUAUUGAAUUUAAAUUUGAUUCUCCACAAUAUGAACCAACUGCUGGAUGGACUAUUAAACCCCACGCAGUACCUUGUAGAAUAUAUAGAAGUGAUGUUGAUAAGGUUGAUGAACCUCCCUAUCCUGAUCCUCCCUCCUGCAGUAUAUCAGUACAUGCUUCGCUUGAUGCUGUUUAUAGACUACUUUAUACUAUAUCAGUGGAAGGUGUGGUUGGAGAUGAUACAUUGUACAUUACCAGGACAUUGAGAAGUCCUUUCUUAGACAUUAGAGAUUUACAGUAUGUACUUGACACAUUGAAUGAAGCUGGCUUCUCACAGAGGAAAUGGAAACCUCUUUGUGAUGCCUUAGGAUUAUAUGCUACUACACUGGGGGGUAUUGAGGCUGAAUAUGCUGGAAAUGUAAAAAGAUGCUUUAGACAGUGUCUAGUAAAAUGGUUAGAGAGAGCUGAUGGUGUUGAUAUUAGAGGAGGUUCAACAAUGGUCUCUCUAUAUAAUGCUCUUGAGUACAUUGAUGAGAAAGCAGCAGCUGAUCAUAUCAAAAAGAAUAUUAUUAAUAAAGAUUUUCCAGAGUUAUGUCACUAUCGUGAAGCGCUUAAGACUAUUGUGACGUGUCAUGUCACUAAAGCAGUAGUUCAAGGUGAAGCUCGUGUUGGUAAAACCUGUUUCAAGUCACUUCUACUGGAUGAAAAGUACCUCAAAGCAAGUACCAGUAUUGCUGAGCCGAGAGUUGGUAUCUACUGCUACAGACGAGAUACUGGGAAACGAUACAUACUAUUGGAUGUCACAGAGUUAGAAGAUAUAGUUAAAAAUGCUUUGAAAAAAGAUGCAUUAGAAAAAUUGAUCGAUUCUCCAGUAGAAAAUCAGGGCAGUAAAAGUAUUGAUGGAAAGAAACAGACCAGAGGGAAUGAAACAGCUGACGAACCUGAUGAUGGGUUUGUUGACGAAUAUGAAGCCCCUGAUGGACCUGGCGAUGGAGACGGAGCACCUAGUGAUGAUGAAAACGAAAGUUUGCUGAGUAAAGAAGUAAAGAAAGUACUUGAUGGAGUACGACAGUGUUCAGGGAAGGAGAAUCGUCUUUGAAGGUGCUCAAUGGUUAUACCUCAUUGAUACAGGAGGUCAAAUCGCUUUUCAAAAGUUGCU